UACUUUAUCGCAUUACUAUAAUGGGCAUAAGAUUGCGGGUAGACUAGUAAUUAUAUGUAAGUUUUUAAAAUAUUUGUAUAAAUCAUCGGGGGGAUAUAAAAUAAAAUAAGAUAAAAAAAAUCUAGACCUUCAUUGAAAGAAAAAAGCAGUGUUCUCCUUGUAGAUAUUUAAAAAUAUUGCAAGGCACAAAUAUAUUUUUUCAGCCACUCAACAUUUUUUUAGAAAAUGUCAUUGUCAAAAUAAAUUUCAACAGUUCAUUGGCUUACUUUGCCGACGUCAACAAAAUUUGACGGCCGCGGUCUGCGAGCGAAGAUUUUAAUGUAGUGUAAAUAAUAAAAUAAUUUUAUUUCGCUAAUUAUUUCAUAUUCAAGGGAAACCCACAAAAUCGGUUCCUAUGAAGUCAACUGACACAACUGAUGAGCUUGCAGUGAAUACUGAGCACGUAGCAAGUGAGGGGGUGGAACUGGACGAUCUGCAGGAUCACACACCUGUCACAACGCAAUUAAACAAAAACGAAGACAAUAUGGAUGGUGAUUCUAAGAAAGCACAGUACAUGCACAAUAGAAGAGUUAAUUUUGGUUACAUAAAAUAUGUCAGCUUACUGAUAUUAACAAUACAAAAUGCAGCAUUAGGUCUAAGUAUGCGGUAUGCUCGGACAAGAGAUGUGGAAAUGUUUUCUUCUGCAGCUGCUGUUUUAAUGGCGGAAGUAUUUAAACUAAUUAUAUGUGUGUGCCUUGUGAUGCAAGAGUCUGGGGGUGUACAUAAAGGAGCGCAGUCUAUUUACAAUAUAGUUAUAUUAAAUGUUAGAGACACAUUACGUGUUUGUGUGCCCUCCGUCCUAUACAUAGUGCAGAACAACUUGUUGUAUUUAUCAGCAUCGAAUUUAGAUGCCGCCACUUAUCAGGUAACAUAUCAGUUAAAAAUAUUGACUACCGCAUUCUUUGCCGUACUUGUAUUAAAACGGUCACUCAAGAAAUGGCAGUGGUUGGCAUUAGCGAUCCUGGCUGGAGGUGUAGCUCUUGUACAGCUGUCUUCAAGUGAAAAGGCGCAUUCUACCAAGCCCUCGCACUUACCGGAACAGUCUAAAUUAUUAGGAUUUGGUGCUGCAUUAGCUGCCUGCUUUAUAUCCGGUUUCGCUGGAAUAUACUUUGAAAAAGUACUUAAAGAAUCUGACAUAUCUGUGUGGAUGAGAAAUGUGCAAUUGAGUUUACUUUCAUUGCCAUUUGGAACUAUAACAUAUCUUAUAAAUGAGGGAACCAAAAAUAACUUAUUGAAAGGCUUUGAUGGAUUUGUUUGGUAUUUAGUCAUAUUACAAGCAGCAGGAGGAUUAAUUGUUGCCGUUGUUGUCAAAUAUGCUGACAACAUACUGAAGGGUUUUGCAACAUCGGUUGCCAUUAUCAUAUCCUGUAUAGCUUCUAUAUACCUAUUUGAUUUCAACUUGACUGUACAGUUUGCUCUUGGCACAAUGUUUGUCAUAUUUUCAAUAUUCCUGUAUGGUUACGUGCCCAAGAAACCAGAGCCCAGGACUUCAUUAAAUGUAUGAUCAUUUUCAUUACUUAAUUUAUGUGCUACAAAUAACUUUAUUCAGUGCAGCCAUACUUUAUGACCAUAAUAACUGCUUUAAACAAUAUAUUUUCUUAAAAAAAGUAGCAUUAUCACCUUGUGUGAGAGUUUAAAUCACUACAAAUUAAAAUUUAAUAAGUAGUACUGUGAUAGUACUAAGAAGAAAAGUAUUUAAAUAAUUAUAAUUUUUUAUAGCUUAUUAGUAUGAUGAUUUGCCUAUUUUAAGUAAACAAAAUAGGUAAGUAUUUCAUUGAGUAGCUGUAUAAUCUGAGAACCUUACUUUUUUAAGGUUGCUAAUAUCAAACUUUAAAAUCAUUGUUAAUUAUGAUCAAUGUAGUGUAACUAGUUGAUAUCAUUUUGUUUUAAUUUCAUUUUAAUUAAAUGUUAAGUAAUCA
Molecule: messenger RNA, 1958 nt
Organism: Trichoplusia ni (cabbage looper)
Lineage: Eukaryota; Metazoa; Arthropoda; Insecta; Lepidoptera; Noctuidae
Gene: Ugalt
Product: UDP-N-acetylglucosamine transporter
Exons: 6
Coding region: 395-1543 (382 amino acids)
Biological process (GO): pyrimidine nucleotide-sugar transmembrane transport
Cellular component (GO): Golgi membrane
Molecular function (GO): UDP-galactose transmembrane transporter activity
Source: RefSeq, a predicted model, not a curated record